AUGGAUCCAGACCCAGAGCAGGACGAGGGUAGCUGCCUAGACUCAUGGAGCCCGGUCAACAGCAGCCACAGCGACUCUCAGCGAACAGGGAGGUCUCUUCCGGCUCCCCUCUGGACACUGUCCGGCCUGCUUCACCCAGACGACGGGCAGCCGUCGGCUUCUCAGUCGGAUGCCGUCAUUCUCCUGCCUCUUCAGACAGUGCACAAGGCCGCGCCAGGAUUGCCGCCUCCAAGCCGCCCGCCAGGAGUGCGUCCGGUCCAUGCACUUGCCUUUGCCUCCAGGUCUGCCGCCACGCCCUCGGAGCCUCAUGUACGUUGCCCCUCAGCCAUUGCAGCCGGACGCGACGAGGUCAACGGCGGCCAGGCACAGAUCACCAGGAAAGGCCAGGAAGCUUCCAGGAAGGCCAAGGCCCUCGAUCAGUGGAAGGAGCUUCUCUGGCUCCUCGGAGAGUCCGCCGAAGCUAAGUACUCGCAGCAGCUACUUAUGCAGAGUAUCAGCCCCUUCACCGCCGGGACCCUCGAGACCUAUCUAGCCGCAUGCCGUCAGUUCGUGGAGUACAUAGUGCUGAACAGCCUAGCCAUAGAAGAUCGAGAGGUUUGUCGCACAGGUAAGCCGGCCACAGCGUACCACCAGCCUAUGUCCUACAGCCAAGCACUUGGGAGCCUCAGGUACUUCACAACAAGCCGACAUCUGGGAGGCUCCUCACCAGAUUUGCUCACCCCCGAGGAGGCGUCUGCCUUCACAAUGCAUAGCCUCAAGGUAUGCCUACUCAGCGCCGGCGCUCAGCUACAAGCAGCCGACAAGAUACGACAACAGCAGGGGCACCAGAAGAGCCCUAGCGUGCAGCUAUACGGCAGAGACGAUACUCUCGGAGCAUUAGCCCUACAAACUGAGGUCACGUCAGCCUGCGCAUCGGGUUGGCGGCCUACCCGGCCCAUAGCCAGGGGCGGCCACCACCCGACUAUCGAGCCAUCGUUCCAGGUCCACUCCUCGUUGCCGCCUGUAACAUUCCAGCUGUCCACUCUGGGCCAGGGAUUGAGCCGUUUCAUUUAUGCCCGAGAGAUCGAAGUCGAGGACACGCAGCCUGCCUUCCUGGACGAUGCUCCGCCGCAAGCUCCGCCUUUAUCGGCAGAUGACACCCAGCACGAGGCCGAUGCCCAGACUCUACCGCCAACGAUACCUGCCGACGACAUUGAGGCCCUUCUAGUCGAGAGCUUCGCGUCAGCCAGGGACGACUCGUCCGACUCGGAAGAUCCUGACCGCCAGCCGAUGAUACAGGAAAUCAAGCUAUUCCAGAAUGGGCCAUGGGGCUCUGUACAUGCACAGCAACUGGGAUCGGAUAGGGCGGCCUGUGGUACUCUACGUUCUACGGCAGCCUUCUCCCCGUCCGAUCCCAAUGUAGCCUUCUUCUGUCGCAGAGCGGCCUGCCGACGCCUUUUGGACGCCCUGCCAUAG
Messenger RNA from Symbiodinium sp. CCMP2592, 1455 nucleotides. NCBI's taxonomy places the organism in Eukaryota, Dinophyceae, Suessiales, Symbiodiniaceae. The record is from the annotation of a GenBank genome assembly.